ACGAACAGCGCUUUUAAUUUGAACGGCAAGCUGCAGAGAGUGAUCGAGUGCUUCGGUAGUGGAAGAGGGUUUGGAGAGAACGCGAAUCGUAGAACCUGAAGGAAUCCUAGCAGUGGAGAUACGAUUUCACAUUCAGACUGCACUUAACGGACUGAAUAGAAACUAAUAUAUGUACUAAGAGUAGAAGCUUGAAUCGGGUUUCCUUGUCGUUUCUCUCCGCCUGUGCGUGGAGAACAUCUCCCUGGAGUCUGCAGACAGUAACAAGUUUAGCUGGUUGUUUUGGUUCUCUUAACGAAAUAUGGCAACUGGAUCAGUUAAACCUGUGAAAGCGGCCGUCACGCUGGACCCUGCCAAAACGGCUCCGCUAAAAGAAAUUCCGGACAUUCUGGUGGAUCCCCGGACCAAGAAACGCUAUCUGCGAGGCAGAUUUCUGGGGAAGGGAGGUUUUGCUAAGUGUUACGAGAUCACGGACAUGGACACUAAGGAGGUUUUCGCUGGUAAAGUGGUUCCCAAAUCAAUGCUGCUCAAGCCCCAUCAGAGAGAAAAGAUGACGAUGGAGAUCACAAUUCAUCGCAGUCUGAGCCACCAGCACGUUGUUGGCUUCCACGGAUUUUUCGAGGAUGAUGACUUCGUGUUUGUUGUGCUGGAGAUCUGUAGGAGACGGUCAUUGCUGGAAUUGCACAAGAGGAGGAAGGCUGUAACGCUUCCUGAAGCGCGUUACUACAUGAAACAAACGAUUAUGGGAUGCCAGUAUCUCCACAAUAACAGAGUGAUUCACAGAGACCUCAAACUGGGCAACCUGUUUCUCAAUGAUGAAAUGGAAGUCAAAAUUGGUGAUUUUGGUUUGGCUACCAAAAUAGAGUACGAUGGGGAAAGAAAGAGGACUCUAUGUGGGACACCCAAUUACAUUGCUCCUGAGGUUCUAUGCAAGAAAGGACACAGCUUUGAAGUGGACAUCUGGUCCCUUGGGUGCAUUCUGUACACUUUGCUGGUUGGGAAGCCUCCUUUUGAAACAUCAUGCCUGAAGGAAACCUACAUUCGCAUUAAGAAAAAUGAUUAUAUUAUUCCUAAACACAUUAACCCAGUAGCCGCAGCUUUAAUUGGCAGGAUGCUUCGCAGUGAUCCAACAACCCGGCCCACCAUUGCAGAUCUACUUGAUGAUGAAUUCUUCACAUCAGGGUACAUCCCACAGAGGCUUCCUACCACCUGUCUGACUGUGCCGCCACGCUUUUCCAUUGCACCAAGUAUGAUUGAUGCAAGUACAAGAAAACCACUCACUGCGUUGAACAAAGAUCCAGAAAGUCCCAUGGAUAAAGUAACAGCCCCUGCGGAAAAGGAAGAGAUGCAGCAGAGAGAGAUGGUGGACUCAAGUGAUGGCUACCUCGCAGAACUUUUGGCACAGUUAAACAGUGUGAAUGCUUCAAAACCCUCAGAGAGAGUAGUAGUUCGGCAAGAGGAAGCAGAGGACCCUGCUUGUAUUCCAAUUUUUUGGAUCAGCAAAUGGGUUGAUUAUUCUGACAAGUAUGGCCUGGGGUACCAGUUGUGUGACAAUAGUGUUGGUGUUCUUUUUAAUGACUCAACCAGGCUGAUCAUGUAUGAAGAUGGAGAUAGCCUUCAGUACAUAGAGCGUAACACCACAGAGUCUUACAUGAGUUUACGCUCAUACCCUCCGGCCCUUAACAAAAAAAUUACUCUGCUGAAGUACUUCCGUAACUACAUGAGUGAACACUUACUGAAGGCUGGUGCUAAUAUUACACCUCGUGAUGGAGAUGAACUUGCACGCUUGCCUUUCUUGCAUCACUGGUUUAGGACAAAGAGUGCCAUCGUUCUACAUCUCAGCAAUGGCACUGUACAGAUUAACUUCUUCCAGGACCACACAAAGAUCAUCCUGUGUCCCCUAAUGUCUGCCGUUUCAUACAUUGAUGAGAAACGAGAGUUCCGUACCUACAAACUGAGCCUGAUUGAAGAACACGGAUGCUGUAAGGAAUUGGCCAGCCGGUUACGCUACGCAUCUAAUAUGGUGGAAAAGCUGCAGGCAUCAAAGUCUGCUUCUGGACGGAAGCCUCCUGUCGAACGUGCCUGAGGUAGUGGCUGGAGUGUCAUUUGUAAAUAAGUUUAUGUAAACUGAAACCCUUAACUAUCAAUUUCCAAUAUGUCUUUUUUAUGUUGUGAAUAAAGAUUGUUUAAAUAUU
Erpetoichthys calabaricus (reedfish) is the source of this 2192-nucleotide messenger RNA. It is a transcript of the gene plk1, whose product is annotated as polo-like kinase 1 (Drosophila). Gene Ontology annotation, cellular component: nucleus; centrosome; spindle pole. The record is from RefSeq and is a predicted model, not a curated record. NCBI's taxonomy places the organism in Eukaryota, Metazoa, Chordata, Cladistia, Polypteriformes, Polypteridae. Bases 299 to 2083 code for a protein of 594 amino acids. Gene Ontology annotation, molecular function: protein serine/threonine kinase activity; protein binding; ATP binding. Gene Ontology annotation, biological process: protein phosphorylation; mitotic cell cycle; regulation of cytokinesis. The transcript has 11 exons.